Nannospalax galili (Upper Galilee mountains blind mole rat) is the source of this 936-nucleotide messenger RNA. RefSeq names its product taste receptor type 2 member 140. Bases 1 to 936 code for a protein of 311 amino acids. The record is from RefSeq and is a predicted model, not a curated record. Gene Ontology annotation, molecular function: G protein-coupled receptor activity; bitter taste receptor activity. Gene Ontology annotation, cellular component: membrane. Gene Ontology annotation, biological process: detection of chemical stimulus involved in sensory perception of bitter taste; sensory perception of taste; G protein-coupled receptor signaling pathway. The transcript has a single exon. Lineage: Eukaryota; Metazoa; Chordata; Mammalia; Rodentia; Spalacidae.
AUGGUUGCUUUCCUAAAGACCACAUUCACAAUCAUUUUCCUUGUGGGAUUCAUAAUUGGAAGUUCAGGGAAUGUAUUCAUAGCACUGGUGAACUGCAUGGACUGGGUCAAGAGAAGAAAGCUCUCCUCAGUGGAUCAAAUUCUCACUGCUUUGGCAAUCUCCAGAAUUGCUCUCCUUGUGUUAGAACUCCUAGCAUGGUGGUUUUCUGUAUUUAACAAAACUUUCUUUGUGGAAGGAAAUAGGUUAACAAUAAUUAAUAUUGCCUGGGCAGUGACAAAUCAUUUUAACCUGUGGUUUGCUACCUGCCUGAGCAUCUUUUAUUUAUUCAAAAUAGCCAAUUUUUCUAAUUUUGUUUUUCUCUACUUAAAGUGGCGAAUUAAACAGGUGGUUUCAGGGAUAUUGUUGGUGUCCCUGUACCUCUUGGUUUUACAUAUUGUACUGAUAAAAACAAGUUUUGACACCUGGAUUGAUGGGGAUAAACAAAAUCUGUUCUACAAUUCUAGUUUUCUGAACUAUGCACAGUUUUAUAGAUUUGUCUUGAUCCAAAACCUUAUGUUCAUAUUGAUACCCUUUGCUAUGGUCUUGACAGCAUUUUUGCUGCUGAUCUUUUCCCUGUGGAAACAUCUGAAGAGAAUGAAGCAGAACUUGGGAGGAUCCAGGGAUGUCAGCACCACAGCACACAUCAAGGCCCUGCACACUGUGGUAGCCUUCCUCUUUCUUUAUAUCAUCGUCUUUCUGUAUCAUGUUGUAGAAAUAUGGACAGUUGAAUUGAAAAACACCCUGAGCAGUUUUUUGGUGAAGAUUACUGUAAUAACUUUUCCUACUGGUCACACAUGUGUACUGAUUUGGGGACAUAUUAAGCUUAGAGAAAACUUGUUUAAGAUACUUCAGUGGCUUAGGACCUGGUUCAAAGAUGGAGAACUCUGGGGUCCAUAG